UGAUUUAUUUGAUUUAUUCUUUUAUUCUUUUAUUCAUUUGUUCUUUUAUUCCAUGAUUUUCGAUCUAAGGAGUGCAAAAUGCGAACCAAGCACUUGGGAAAUUCAAAUGAAUGUUUUCCUCCGAAGAUGCCGCGCCGCAUCAUUCAUACUUUGAUAUCAAGGAAAACGGGAGCUGGGAGCUGGGAAAAUCCUUCCAAAUGAUUACUAACACGGUGAGUCGUACACUUGCAGGUAUGUAGUAAGGUAUUAUUAUUGUAAUAAUUGUACGAAUGGAAGCACAAAAGUAAUCAAACACUCAGUAAUCAAUCCGAUUCCGAUUUCCGAUUCCCCGGCAGCACGAGGGUAUCACUCUGUAUUGGUCGAUACAACCUUAACACUUGGAACAGGAAAGAUAACGCGAUGGAUGUCAAACCUUAAGCUUACUCUUGACUUCUUAAUUUGUUUCGGUGUAACAAGCAUCGGGUAGAUGCUUUCAUGUAUAUUGUGAGAUCUUAUGUAGGAAACUGUGGAUGGGGAGGUAUAGUUCCGGUGAGAAGAAAUGGAUGGUUGAUAGGUUGCGGGACGAAUAGGGCUGUGAGAUUGAUGGCUAAUGGAUGUUCAUCUCCGCUGGCUGUUAUUUUGUCA
This is a messenger RNA of Sclerotinia trifoliorum, 624 nucleotides long. Lineage: Eukaryota; Fungi; Ascomycota; Leotiomycetes; Helotiales; Sclerotiniaceae. The record is from the annotation of a GenBank genome assembly.